Messenger RNA from Zonotrichia leucophrys gambelii, 1882 nucleotides. RefSeq names its product coiled-coil domain containing 81 (gene CCDC81). The transcript has 14 exons. The record is from RefSeq and is a predicted model, not a curated record. Gene Ontology annotation, cellular component: centrosome. Bases 463 to 1686 code for a protein of 407 amino acids. NCBI's taxonomy places the organism in Eukaryota, Metazoa, Chordata, Aves, Passeriformes, Passerellidae.
AGUCAGAGGGCUGCUGCAAGGACCAGGAGCAGUCAGUGCUUGGAGGAGAGGCCUACAAGAAACAUCAAGAAGCUUAAGACUGAGUCGUCUAGCUCUGUCACUUGGUGCCCAAUGGAAACAGCAUUUCCAUGUGCCAGCAGUGCUUGCUGAAACCAAGAAAUCUUUACCAGCAGCACAGCACCACCAGGAGUAGUGUGGAGAAGAUUCUGAGGAAAUAAAUACCCAGGGGAAGCUGGUUCACCUCAGCACCUCAUUGUCUCCCAGAACUCCCUGUGACUAUUCCCCACAGGCCUCCCAGCAAAAGGAAGAUUUUAAUUGCUAUGAGGAAGAAGGAGAAAAAGCAAGAUGGAAAUGAGAAAUGCAAGUGCUUACAGAUACUUGCAGAGUCCAUAAUGGGAGAAGACUGCAAAAGGCAUUAACAAUGCCCUCUUUCCUUUUUCCCAGCAUAAUUCAGAUGGGAUUAUGGCAGUGCUUAGCUUUCCAAAUGUGAUUUUGUUACAUACAGAGGUGACUUCAGACUUAGAAAUCUGCAAAGUCUGGUCUGGAAUGUCUCGGCACAUCUACAGACAGCUCUUGAAGAAGAAGGCAGUGGAUAUCGGAUUUGGGAGUUUUGCGGUUAUCCCAGUGCACGCCAAUGUGGCAGACGGCAAGGUUUUGCCUGUUGAGAGACCUAUGUUCAUUAUGAACAAGACUCUGAAGAUGUUUUACAACCUUGAGGCUGAUGAGACCAAAAUUCCUGAGGACAUCCCUGUGGUUCAGCCAGACUUUGAGGACAUCGCUGCACACAUCCACUUUCGCCGCGAAAUUGUGGAGCAGUGCGUACAGGAGACCCUGCUUUACUUUGCUGGGGCCCUCCGAGAAAACAAAGAGGUGGAAUUCAACUUCAGGACCAUCGGUAUCCUCGCUGUGCGUAAAAAGGUGGUUACCAUGACCUUCUUUGAUAGCUGCGUGCUGGAGAUGGAUACAACAGGGAACAUGCUGACAGCCCUUCUUGAGGACCCCGACAUGAUGAGUGCCGUUGCCUUUCCGGGCCAAAACAAUUUUAGUCGGGUCAGUCAAGACGAGGUUGUCAUACUGCCAAGCUUUGUGGCCGAGGCCCCUCACCAACCAUCAGACCGGCUGGUGUCCCUGAAGCCCAGGAGAGAGUCAGCACCGUGGGGUGGGGGCUGCCGCAGAGUGAGUGUGCUGGAUCCAGUGUUCCUGGCUCGGAAGAGGGUUUCUCAGGCCAGUCAGCAGUCGGCGGAAACGGAUCACGGUAGAGACAAGGAAGCUAUCCUGGGGUACCUGCCUGCAAUCCUGGAGAGGACCCAUGUGAUGAAGCGCCCCACCUCUCCAACUCAGCAGGGCCUGAAGGUCUCUGCAAGUGCUGCCCAACGCUCAAAAGAGGGGAAGCACCCCAUCUUUACUGAGAAGGAAGAAAGAGAGCUGCAGCUGCUGCUGGCGUCCAAGCGCCAUGAGGUGGAGGCAGACGUGUAUCGCAAAUACUUUGGCAAUCGAGCAGCCACUGAGCGAGGAAAGACCUCCUGUCCCUACGUGUUUGAGGAUCCCUAUCGCCCUCCCCACGUCCUGAGGAAGGCCUACGCUGAGAAGCUGAAGGAGAUGAGGCAGCAGCAGGAGGAGGAGUCUCAGCUCUCUGGGAAAGUUCUGGAAGACAAGGGUGUGCAGACAGGUCUGUUGGAACGCUGAGGAGAAGGCCCAGCAGCUGCCAGCCCUGCCAGCAAGCUGCAAGCAGCCCUGCAGAGACAAUUGUCACAGAAUUCCUCCUUUCCAACUGGAGAGCUGCCAGGAUUGGGCGGCAGGGGCAAGGACUGCCUUAGCUAAGGAGAAUGUGCCAAAUAAAGGUUGCUGGUACCUGAAUUCCAUUAAAGUGAGCCUGCUGAUG